AUGCUCCAUGUUCACCACAGACAAGCAUUGACUUCCGAAGGCACCCUUUUUCUAUUUGCUCCUAAAGCGGUCCAUGGGCCAAGUGGAUCAGGCCGGUCAUCACUUUGCCGAACGGCAGGAUCCUUAUUAUCGAAGACUACAGGCCUGUUUGUUUUAAUGGUGCGGUGCAAGCUCCUCGCAGCUGAGGCUGUACGGUUUCCCAUCAUCAAGGAUUUACUUGUUACUAUCGGGAUGGCCUGUACACUCCACGCCCCUGCACUCCUAAUCCUCGAUGAUCUGCUUCUCUGGAGCGAGUCGAAGUUCUCCGGCACUUGCUACGACUACAACUACAACGCCACCAUCGAUGUCAAGCAGAAGAGAUCACAAAGGGCCGCCUCUCGUAUAUGGACCAACUUGACGCUGCAGAAUGUUGGAGGUCUGGACAAGGUGAAAGAAGAUCUUAUUGACAUGCUCAAGAUGGAGACCACCUACGGGCUUGUGUUACGACGAGCAGGGGUGUCAAUUCAUCGUGGCGUUCUCCUGAUCGGCCCUCCCGGCUGCGGCAAAACUUUGGUAGCCAAGGCUGUUGUAGGUGACCAAGAAAUGCGAUGCUUGGAGGUGAAAGGGCCAGAGCUGCUUAGUAAAUAUAUAGGUUCAAGCGAGGCAGCAGUUCGAAAAGUGUUCACCAAGGCUCAACAGGCAAGGCCAUGCAUUGUCCUCUUUGAUGAGAUAGAUGCUCUGGCGACCAGACGUGGCGGUGAUAGCUCUGGUGUGACUGACCGCGUCGUGAACCAGCUUCUCUGCUACCUGGAUGGAAUCGAAGAUCGGCAGGACGUCUACGUGAUAGCCACUACUUCCCGCCCCGAUCUCGUCGACCCCGCUUUGCUCCGCACAGGCCGCCUGGAGAAGGUAUGUUAUUGUGGAUUGCCCACGACAACGACUCAGCGGCUGGAAAUUCUAAAGGUUUGCACGAACACAACCACGUUGGUUGAUGGCGUUUCCCUAGAAUCCCUUGAGCAAGCCAUGCCGUGGGAGUUCUCGGCAGCAGACAUUCAUGCUGCUGUGAAGUCCGCACAGCUCCUGGCUGUUCAUGAGCUGCUUGGCACGACACUCAGGCCUCCUGCCUCCAUUGACGGAAUGCAGGAGGCUCUGAGGACGUCGAAUCGCGAGGAAAGGAAGAAGGAUGAAAUCAGCAACGGCGCAGAAAUGAGGGUGGAAUUGUUGACUGAAGAGUCGGAAUCCCCCGCAAGCUUCGAGGGAAGGCAGGUAGCGCUGCAGCAGGAUCCGUCCUCAAGAAGGGUAUUCGUUAGUCAGCGUCACUUGCUGGCAGCUAUCGCUGCCACAAAACCCUCGAUGACUCCCGGGGAGAUUCGUCGUUAUCACCGCCUCUACGCGCCGUUCCUGGCUCCAUCCUACAUUGAAGAUAUCCGCGCCUUUGAGUCUAAACUAUCGGAGUCUACAACUCAUUGCUAUUCCUCCUUUCCGACUACGACGGCUGACAAGCGCCCGUCGCCAUCAUCCGGGGAGGCAGGGCAAUCGACUUUAGCAAGCAGGAGCGUUAGGCACCCUCUGGGGACAAGAGCGUUUACCCGGCGGACUCUAUCUCUACCUUCACACACUCGAAGCACCCCCGCCAUCUCGAUGUCUGCAAGCGUUCUACGGUCGUGUUCUGUCGAUCUGACUAGAAGCAAUUCUACAGGUUCGUUCAGUCGAUGGUCUUCCACGCGCACAUCAGGCUCGUGCCUGCCACUCUUGUCUGCAGGCACUGUGGAAUUGGUACCCCCAUGUGAUUCCGCCACUAUCGAGGCCAAAGUUUCUUCCCAAGGGCCUUCUGACGUGCUGUUUGAAGCCGUAGCAGAUUGGGGCCCUGGUAACACGGCUUCCCUCACUCACCGGUAUUUGGAAAAAAGUAGUCGCGACAGAAGAAGUGGCAAUAUGGCAGAACGACACUUGAACAACGCACGGGUAGGAAACGUUAGUGCCCGGUUACCUCAAUCUCUAGUCGAAAAACACAGGUGUGAGAAUAUGUCUAGUAGGAGCGAAAUCAGUAGCAGCAGCCCGAAAAGUGAGGACAGCCAAAAUGGCGACUCGCGGAGUCAGCAGAGGUUAAGGACUGCCUCAAGGGCCGGAUGCGCUGACACUGCUGCUCUGAUGCGAAAGAGUGGGACGCCCGCUUUGAGGAGUACAUGUGGCCCUUAUGUUAAAAUAGUCCACGGCCAGCCUGUAGAAACCAGAGAAUACCGUUGUCAUUCGACAGAGGUGCCGCCAGCGAGAAGGAAGAAAAACCAGAGGAAGAGACGGCACCAGUGUCACAGCGCGGGGCUCCCGAGAGUGGCGCUAGCUUAG
Molecule: messenger RNA, 2325 nt
Organism: Neospora caninum
Lineage: Eukaryota; Apicomplexa; Conoidasida; Eucoccidiorida; Sarcocystidae
Product: putative peroxisome biogenesis factor 1
Exons: 11
Coding region: 1-2325 (774 amino acids)
Biological process (GO): protein import into peroxisome matrix
Cellular component (GO): cytosol; peroxisomal membrane
Molecular function (GO): ATP binding; ATP hydrolysis activity
Source: RefSeq, a predicted model, not a curated record